AACACACAACUUCCUCGGGCGCAACAACAUUUCUUUGGCCGCAAACCCCAGAAACACCACAACAAAAAGACAGUGAAACUCUGCAACACUAGGAUAUGCCGUCUCAGGAAGAACAAGAACUGCUGGCCAGAAUCGGCCAGCUUGCAGGCAAGAUUAAUCUUCACAAGGCCCAGCAAGCUGGCGUUCAGUCGGUACCAAGCAGCCAGGCUUCCUACAAUCGUCACAACACUCACCGACAUGGCGCCUUCCCCCACAAGCAUCGAGUCCAGCCGUACCCCUCCACUCGAGGAGGCCCGACAGGUUUUCGGCACCGGUCCUUGGUGGUAAACAAGGAUGGAACCCAAACACCUCCUUCCGAUUUGUCAUCUCCCGCUGAGGGUUCUGGCUUGACGACUUCCUCGGGCGCCUGGAUUUCGAAGAAUACCCGCGGUCAGAGGUCAUUGAUCAACUCGGCCGUCUACGACAAGAACAACGAAGCACAUGUAAAAGUCAUCGAGGCGUCGCGCCAACAGAAGAUCCGUCAGCAGGAUGCGCGCGAGCAACAGCAGCUUGCCAAUCAUUUCCAACGCUACAGCGGCAAUGCAAGCGCACCGCAUACUCCUACUAACCCGACAGCGGCAGGCAAUCACGAGAUAGAGAUUCAAGGGAUUCGCUUCCGUGUCGCGAACGGCGGUAGCAAGCUCAUCAAAGUGUCGGGUGCGUCGUCACUACCAUCUCGCACAUCAGGGCGAACUUACAAUCGUCCAGGAGAUUUACACCCAGUCAACGCUACCCCCAAGGUCGCUUUCGUUGGGGGCGUGAAGUUUCACCGUAGCAAGACCGGCAACCUGUACCGCGACGGUGUGCUGAAAGCUCAACGCCAAACUGGCAUCAAAAAGGUCGACGUGCCUUGCAGCAUGUUUUCGCUGACUGGUUCAUGUGCCAAGGGACCAUCUUGUCGAUACAAGCACGAUGCUUCGAAAGUUGCCAUCUGUCGGGAGAUGCUGCACAAGGGGACUUGCGCCCGUGGGGAGUCUUGUGAUUUGUCCCAUGACUUGACGCCCCAGCGCAUUCCGACCUGCGUCCACUUCCUCAAGGGCAACUGUGCCAACUCCACUUGCCCCUAUGCUCAUUCUAGUGUAUCCUCAGGUGCUCUGGUUUGCCGUUCCUUUGGGAUGUACGGCUACUGCGACAAGGGAGACGAAUGCGAAGAGCGCCACGUCUUCGAAUGCCCCGACUUCAGCAACACGGGCAAGUGUAAGGCCAGGGGCUGCAAGCUUCUUCACCGCGAGAGGGCAAGCGUCCUUCGAAAGCGGGCGGACGGCGACGAGAUGGAGGAUCUGUCGAGCGACGACGAGCCAGUCGACAGCGAUGACGUGGACUCGGACGAAGUGGAGGAGUUUAUCACCGACGGUGCUGGUGAUGAUACUGACUUCAAGGUCCAGAAGGACUUUAUCUCUUUCUGACUGUGAUCUGAUGCCACCUUGCCGAGGCCGAAUGGUCUCUUUUCACUACUGACAUGCUUGCUAUCCACUCCUUGAGAGGGUCCAGACAAAGAAAGGCUUCGAGUCUCCUUAUGUCGGACGUAUUUCCGGUUACGAGAACGAUUGGGGAAGAAAACAACAAACGAUACCCACAAAGAAGAUGGAGGGCCAGAGCGUUGAUACCAAGGAGGAAAGAGAAGAAUAGAAGAUCAUGAUAAUGAUGCCGAUGAAAGAAGAAGACGAAAAAGAUGUAGCAGAAAAGGAUAGAAAUAUAAAUCAUGGAACACGAAGAGAAGAAUCGAAAAAGUGAUAAACCUGUUCGAGCUUGGAGAGUACACUUGGAGAGUACAGCUUCUUAGCUCUUCGUCAUCUGUUGAUUUCUGA
Messenger RNA from Colletotrichum phormii, 1847 nucleotides. RefSeq lists its product as uncharacterized. Lineage: Eukaryota; Fungi; Ascomycota; Sordariomycetes; Glomerellales; Glomerellaceae. The record is from RefSeq and is a predicted model, not a curated record. The coding region runs from base 96 to 1445 and encodes 449 amino acids. Gene Ontology annotation, molecular function: metal ion binding. Gene Ontology annotation, cellular component: nucleus. The transcript is spliced from 5 exons.